UAGACGGCAUGUUGAUGCAAAGGUCACCCAGCCGCUAUAUCUUGUCAGCCUCUAUGAUUUCACGUGCAAGCUGUUCUCGGCGGAGAACUGCAUUGGCGUUCCAGUUAAUUUUCUACUUUAAUGCAUAAAACGAAGUUUUCUACAGAAAGUAAGUGGAACGCCAUUUCUCCGCAAAGUUCUGGAGUUAAUAUCUCGAAACUGGUGUCAUCCUGAGAAUUCGUUACAAGUGGAUCCGUCUUGCGAACUCCCCGGCUAGAAUUUGUAAAUUGCAAUAUGUGCCAUAAGGUAAUUAGAUAAAACUUAAUUGUUCAAUUUUUGUUAAUUCGUCGAGUAUGCAUUUCAAUUUUUUUUUUUGUGCACGUAAUGUGUGCCUCUUUGAGUAGACCAGCUCAUGGACUAGAAUUGUGCUAUCUGCCACAGGCAAUUAAACAAUUUUUUUAUGUGUUCGCUGAAACACCCUGUGUACUUGAAAUAUAUAGUAAUUAAGCCUAUAUAUAUCGAGAAUCUACUAUAUCUGGCUUGAAGAUGAUGAUCCUAUAUAUAAACGUAGGACGUGCACCUGACUGAGGUUGAUGUCUCUCUCUGGGGCAGGCCUCGGACACCGAGGUGGUGUGGGUGCUUCGGCUGUGCGUGGUUGCCGUGGCCGCUUUAUCGGCCAUCAUGGCCGUGGCGGUGCGCUCGGUCUACGACCUGUGGGCGCUGAGCGCCGACCUGGUGUACGUGGUGCUUCUGCCCCAGCUCCUAGCCGCCGUGUUCUUGGGCCGCCGGUGGUGUAACGCGGUCGGUUCAGUGACCGCCUUCACUUUGGGCCUGGCACUGCGCGUUCUGGGCGGGGAGCCUGUGCUGGGCAUUCCGGCCAUCAUGCAGUAUCCGCUCUACGACGACGGCAGGCAGCUAUUCCCUUUCAAAACGACCACCAUGCUCCUGUCCGGCAUCACGCUGCUCGCCGUGUCCCGCGUGGCCGAUUGGGUCACCGGCUCCAAGCGCACCAGUCACCGCGAGACCCCGCCUUUGCCGGCGUGCAAACUGCCUAAAGAGCCGGCGCUCACUUCUAACGACUUGUGGAAAUAGCUAGCCAUAUCAUUGUAUAGGGACCACUGCAACAUUGCUUCAUCGUUUGACAACACCGUAAACGGUCCCCGAGACAUGCUGUGUUGAAAAACUGCAACCUGUAUUUCUUCCGCGGCCGCAUAUUCUAGGAUUUUUGCUCCUGAAAAAAAUGGCACUGGACGUCGCAUGCAAAGACAGAAGCACGUGAGGCGUCAGUUGUCUUUUCACGCCUACAAGAGUCGCACGUAAUUGUGAUGGGCACGUGCGCGUGUGCACCAGGCAAACUGGACGUGCGCCUAGUUAACCUUCUUUCCUUUCCUCUCUUCGUUGUCCUUCGCUUGACACUGCGCAUAGACGAACAGCUCGCUGCGCGUCACCAUGUACAGUCAAGCGCCUCUACAACGAACGCCUGUACAACGAAAUGACAAGUAUAACGAAGGAAUGAUUCUGUCCCGAUUCUAUCGUGGGUUGUGCGGUGUGCGACCUUUACAACGAAUUGGCGUGUAUAACGAAUGAUUUCAGAGGCCCCAAGUACUUCUUUAUGAAGGUGUCCGACUGGAGUUGACAUUGUGGACUGUUUCGUGGCAAGCAAAUGCAUGUACGCAUGAAGGUA
Molecule: messenger RNA, 1663 nt
Organism: Dermacentor andersoni
Lineage: Eukaryota; Metazoa; Arthropoda; Arachnida; Ixodida; Ixodidae
Product: high-affinity choline transporter 1-like
Biological process (GO): choline transport; transmembrane transport; acetylcholine biosynthetic process
Cellular component (GO): plasma membrane
Molecular function (GO): choline:sodium symporter activity
Source: RefSeq, a predicted model, not a curated record